CCUCCUGCGGGGCAGCCACAGGAUCCGCUGCACGCAACUGCUCGGCGAGGAACGAUCCGCCGAUCAGAUUAAAACCCAAGAAAGGCCGGCGCUAUACGGAGGAUCGCGGUGGUUUCGCCGUUUAAUAGCAACAGCAGCUUGCGUCGUGUAAAGCUUUGGGAAACGGGCGCCAAUCCCGACGUCACCUUGGCGAUCCGGUGUGUUGGGACAAGUGCGCCGCGAGAACUCAAUGCGAGCGAGUCGGAGAGAGGAAGUUCCCGAGGAGGUCGCAAGCUUCAUCCGAGCCGGAAGCAACGACGGCUCGCAGAAGCGAGUGUCCCGGUGCCCUGGCGGGUUUUAUGCAAACCGCGUCCUUUUUCCACAAGCGAUAUCCAAAGAAGCAGCAGCAACAGAAACCUUGUUUUUUUUUUUAUUAUUUUGUUAUUUUCCUUGCGCCUCAUUUGGAUGCUCCGGCGCGCGCGUGUGUGUGUGCAUGUGUGCCGGCUCGUCUCCACCGUCCCAGUGAAUGCAGGAACGAGUCUAUCAUGACCGCCAGUCGUCCUUUUCUAACUUGCGGAUUGCAGCGGUUCAUUCAUGCAAGUGAAAACGGUCAUCCUUACUGCGCAAUGAGGUGACUUACCAGGCUCGGCGCCAACAAUGAGGGUCCUGGAAGAGGCAUUCAAUGCCUCCAUGCUACUCGUCACCACCGAAGUGUCUGGCGGUGGUGGUGCUUUCGGCGACACCAUCUCCGGAAACGAAAGUGUCGCCAACGUAACCACAAACGCAACCAACGACACAGGUGCCACCACCGACGGCUACCCCGCCUCACCUUACACCCUAGCCGAGAUCGUAGUGCUCGCCACUCUGUCUACUUUGGCCGCCGUCCUCACAAUUAUCGGCAACCUGAUGGUCAUGGUCUCGUUCAAUAUGGACAAGCAGCUGCGGACCAUCAGCAACUACUUCCUGCUCAGCCUUGCCGUCGCCGACUUCUCCAUCGGGGUCAUCUCUAUGCCCCUCAUGACCAUGUACAUCCUCUACGGCUACUGGCCCUUAGGAGCGGUCGCCUGCGACAUCUGGCUCGCCUUCGACUACAUGAACAGCAAUGCGUCGGUUCUCAACCUGCUCGUCAUCUGCUUUGACCGGUACUUUUCGGUGACGCGGCCGUUGACGUACCGAGCCAACAGAACGCCGCAGAGAGCCGCCAUCAUGAUCGCCUUAGCAUGGAUCAUAUCCUUCCUGCUAUGGCCACCCUGGAUCUUCGCUUGGCCGUACAUAGAAGGCGAGCGUACCGUACCACAAGAACACUGCUACAUUCAGUUUCUAGAGACCAAUGUGUACAUCACAUUCGGCACGGCCAUCGCCGCCUUCUACCUACCCGUCUCGGUAAUGUGCGCGCUCUACUGGUGCAUCUGGCGCGAGACGGAGAAGCGCAAGAAGGACUUGGGCAAACUUCAGGAAGAUCGGAGGAAGGGCGGCAGUUCGCGAAAGUCCACAUCGAGCGACGGUACCCUCGAAUCUGAGGACUUCCGCAGCAGCGACUCUACCAAGUCGCGGACGACGACGACGUCGCAACUGGCAUCUACGCUCAGCCUCACUACAUCCAAGAGCUCGCUUCCGGAGGAGUCCAAGACGCGCCAACUUCGCGAUUUCCUGCGAUCCUUGCUUCACGUCGGAAAUAGCAAACGAUACGACGACAACGCAAGUUGUGCAGGAUCGCCCGGUACCCACACGCCGCCCUCUGUCGAGACGUCGGUGGAGUCCGUUUCCACGUCGUUCCACGAGGAGCACCAGGUGGAGUUCAACCCGUCCGGGCGUCAGGGAAACGGUGGCGAAUGUGGUGUGGUAAGCAUUCCUGCGUCCGACCAUGGUGGUCUUCCAUGCAACGAGAUUCCGGAGGAUGCCACGGUUGCCUUGCCACCGGCAUCGCGUUCAUCCGAUUCAGUCUACACGAUACCCAUUGAACCAGUGGCGCUGCCGUCACUACAAGAAGAGCCGGCGCAGACCUGCGCUUCUCCCACCGUCGAGGAGGACACAGAGAAGCCCGACCCAGGCAGAAUGCCGUCUUCAGAGAAGGCGGCGGCACCUGAGGACUUAGCGACGGCCAAACAGGUAGCAGACACCGGCUUGGAAUCUAUUAGGAAACCGCUCACGACCAGUGUGGUCCAACGCCAGCCGGUGGUCGCCAAGCAGCCACCCGUCCAAAGCAGGAAAGCGAAGCAGCAGGACAAGAAGCAAGACCAGAAAGCUGCCAAGACGCUCAGCGCCAUCCUGCUGGCCUUCAUCAUCACCUGGACGCCGUACAACGUGCUGGUGCUCGUCAAGACCGUGUCUUCCAGCGACGACGCCAUUCCGGUGCACCUGUGGAACUUUGGCUACUACUUCUGCUACAUCAACAGCACGGUGAACCUGUGUUACGCGUUGUGCAACGCCAACUUUCGUCAGACGUAUAUCCGCAUUCUGACUUGCAAGUGGCGCAACAGGCGGCGGACCGCUGUCACCCGACGCUUGAACUGAACAGUGCUCCAACUCUUGCGCAACUCGACCACAGUCAAUGCGGCAGCUCUUCAUAUCGAACUGCCCUUUAGCAUCACUUGUGCCUGUGGUAAGUGCAACAUCAGUGUCAUUUUCCCUGUCUUACCACGGCUACCAGUCUGGGAGCGUUUGAAGAAAACUGACUUGCACCUCUCCUCAAGUCCGCAUUGGUUGAAGAACUUCUUGCGUCGUACGGUUGCCGUGCUUUCAAGCACAUGAGUAUCUAAAGAACUGCGAGCCGACGGCUGGUCCUGGGUGCCUUCGACGAAGAGCGAUAUUGUUCAUCGGAGGGAGUCCUUAAAGACCAUCAACAACGAGCGCAGUGUUUCGUGCAACCUAUGUGCUUACGGGUCUGUUUUGUGUUGUUGUGUGAAGAGUCUGGUGCUUACAUUAGGGCUUCCUGUGCUUUUUACAUUGUGCAAUUCCUUGCUAGGAGGCUUUAUGCAGAGGAGUGUGACAACAAGAACCGCGAUGACCGAUGGACAUUGUUCGACCUAAAGCAGCAUCACGUGAAACGUAGAACUGUUCGUGCAUGUGGUGUGUGUGUAUUGAAUAUAUGUUUGUCCCGCGUCCUUUAGUGAAACGCAGGUAGACUGAUGUAGAGUAAGUGCGACUAGUACAGCCUAGUGACAAAGACAGUGCUGGUGACUCAUCUUUCAGGAGGGGCCGUUUGUACAUAUGCGCACAUUUUCCUCCAUUUACUGAAGUUCUCGUACUACCAAGUGAACAGUCUGCUUGUCGCAAAAAAAAGGCCGAAAGUUGACUGUCGAAGCCUGUAAGAAAUCUCUCAAAUGAGGCCUCAAUAUCGCAGCCAUAUUUUUUGCUUGCAACAAGAGCUCCCAUCACUCCAUUUGCUCAUAGGGAACACGUGUGCAAAGCUACGACAUACUGAAGCGUUGACGCUACGAACGUCAUUUCGACUGGUUUUAUGGCAGUUUUAAAGAUGUACACUGACUGGAUGCUUCAUUGACGCCGCAUUGUAUCGUAUUCAAAGGUCUUUCUAAUGUCUUUACGAUGCAACAAGAUGGCAUUCGAGAUUACUUUGUGCAGUGACAUCUCGAGCUUCACGUCAAAGAGCACGGCACUGAAAGAUUUCGUGGCAUUAGUGUGAUCAAUGAAUGCGAGUGUUCCCAGUCAAGCGAAUAGUCAGUUGUUCGAUGUUGCCUUGCGUUCCCUGAGCGCGCGUAACGUAUGCUUACCUCCGUGUUCUGAAAUGUAUAUUAUCUUGAAGCGCAUAUGCUUGACUUGACAUACAUGACACCUGGCGUCAACGUGCCCAGGGCGCUCAUCGCGUUCCUUCGGCGCGUUUACCACAGGCUUCAUGUAGAUCAAGUCAAUUAAUCUCCGUUCGUAUUAGGUCUCUGUGUAAGGAAGUGCGGUUUGUGCAUAUUGUCUGCGUUUUGCAGUGUCAUUGACACCGAUGCUAAUACUCGUCAUUACCCCAUCCUCGAUCAUUCGUGACUUCCGUCGCACCUUGCGCUACUUAACGUACUGUCGGGAGCAGAAUUAGUAGACCACGGCAUCAGACAAAACAAUUUCAAUUUCCUCUGCCACAGAUUGCGUGGCGUCGAGCUGCAUCGAUGCACGGUCACAUUGGUGAAACUGACGCACCUACGUUGUGCCACUUGACUUCAGCCUUCAUGUCUAGGCUUCAAAUAACAAAGCUCUUUUCGCGUUCUCUGUGGUCUC
Molecule: messenger RNA, 4200 nt
Organism: Dermacentor silvarum
Lineage: Eukaryota; Metazoa; Arthropoda; Arachnida; Ixodida; Ixodidae
Product: muscarinic acetylcholine receptor M2-like
Biological process (GO): adenylate cyclase-inhibiting G protein-coupled acetylcholine receptor signaling pathway; G protein-coupled receptor signaling pathway, coupled to cyclic nucleotide second messenger; chemical synaptic transmission
Cellular component (GO): synapse; plasma membrane; dendrite
Molecular function (GO): G protein-coupled acetylcholine receptor activity; G protein-coupled serotonin receptor activity
Source: RefSeq, a predicted model, not a curated record